ACGGGCAUGUUCCCAGACACAGACAGCAGAGACCACCAGACCAUCACCAUCACCACAGAGGCAAGAGAGAGGAGAGAGCUGCCUGAACCAUCACAGAUUACCUUGGCUAGCAACUACAGACAGACAGAUAAUCCAGAGAGAAGAACACCAAACACAGAGACACCAAGACAGACAGAUAGAUAGAGGAGUCCUAGAAGCUAACUGAGGUGAUAAAAACCGAUAUAAGGACAGAACUUCACCCACACAGAACCGUGAUAAUGCAGGUGUGUACCGUUGUUGAGAAGCGUGCUGGGGCCGUGGUGGGGGCUGAGCUGGCCUGCAGCGUACAUGAAGAGAACCAGGCUCGGAGGGAGAGCUACAAAGCUGACUGGAACAGUGUUAAUAUGAAGACCCGGGCCAUGGACAGGCAGACAAUGAACAUGAACGAUGACUCUCAUAGUGAGACCUACACUCGUCAGUGGGAGGCUCGCUCUCUGGCCCAGGCCUGUCCCUCGGGGGUGUACAGAGUGGGCACUGUGGAGAGGGGUGUGAGAGAGCACCAGCUUCUGCCAAAGAGGAACACCCUGCCGCUGCCCAUCUUCACCCCUGCACAGCUGGGCAUCCGGCUGGGUCGCGGAGCACCGCACACCCAGGAGGACCUCCGUCCCUUCCCCAUCCCAGAUGGUGCCUGCCCUGGCAAGAGGGCCGUGGUUGAGAUCACACAGGACCUGCCUCCCGCCAAGCCACUCAGGAUGGAGUUCGCCAAGGCGCCCAAAGCACUGGGCCGCUCCGUGUCACAGGAGGCCCAGAGAGGGUGAAGGAAGAGGAGAGGAACAAUGGACGUUAGAGUGAAAGGUUAACUUUGGGGCUCAGCCCAUCAGAUAACAGCAUGGAGGGAUGUAUAUAGAUUUAUUCCUAGUGACAUUUAUUCCAUCCCUAUUCCCUAGUAGUGCCGUCACACAGUGUAUACCUUUCCUGUUUCAUUUAGUAUUACAUGUAUACUAGGGACAUGUCCAAUUUCAUACUGUUUGUUAUACAAGGUAUUAUUUGCUUAGAGAUCUGAUGGCAUCUUUUGAUUGACAGAAAGGUGUGUUUCAGCUGUGCCAUCAACUAAUCUCCCUGUUGACUGGUAAAGACCAGACUGUCCUUGUCACGUCUACACACUGAAUGAACUGCCCCUGCCCCCCUGCCUGGCUAAAGCCAGCUGUGGAUAAGCCACACAGCAUAGUAUGGCAUUCUGACCGCAUUGUGUGCAGUGGUACAUUCUGACAGCAUUGUCAUAUUAUGGCAAUGACACCUCACAGUAUUGAGACAGCAGGACAUUUAAUAUGCUCAAACAAUGUGCUUAUGAGGAUGUAUUGAGGAUAUCAAAGACUCUUCAAAAGGGACAGAGUGGGAGAGAGCAGAAGAGAAUUGGAACUGUAGAGAGGAACAAGAAAGUGGGCACGGAGGGAGGGGUGGGCUCAACAUACCUUGGCAUCCAUCCCUCUUCUUUCGUAAGAAUGGAGAGCUGGUGAGCCUCCAGACCUUCAGAAGUCCUUGUACACUCUAAUCCUGGGUGAGAGGACAGAACGGUACAACAUGAUCCCACACUGGGAACCCAGACAAAGGAGCCACCUGGGCACAGGCGUCAAUUCAACAUCUAUUCCACGUUGGUUCAAUGUCAUUUCAUUGAAAUGAUGUGGAAACAACGUUGAUUCAACCAGUGUGUGCCCACUGGGAGGUUUGUGUGUGCUGACAUGUCUGGAUGGUCCCGGGUCAGGACUCAAGUCAUUGAUAUAGACUGACUACUUGUAUGAUCAAGACUUAUCGUAUAUAUUUAAAACAACGUGUCAUUUGACAGUGUUUGAGCUGAUCUGCCCACCUAGCUGUGUGUUAAUGUUGACAUCUGAAGUACAGCAUCUGAUGUAUCUGGUAGAGUUAGUGAACAGAUCAUACAGAAUGAUGUGAGUCUCUACUGUUGUAGAGGAAAGUGGGGUAAGUUGAGCCAUUUCUUACAUUCAGCAUCACUCUGUCAAGGGAAAUAUAGUAUUCUUUCUAACAAAGAUGUCUACAUGUAUUUCAGGAUGUUGUGUAUCCCUGGAAAUAAAUUGAAUUCAUGUAAACAUUGUAAUUUUCCCCAAAAAAAGGGGUCUCUUGGCACAACUUAUUUGAGCCGGGGGCCGGGUAAGUUAAGCCGUCUACAAAUUUCAGUACUGAAUGAAAUAUUACCACUAACUGUUUCCCAAACACAAUUCAACACCACCACAAUCACUUUUUUUUGUCUUGUAAUAAUUUGAAGCAUCUUUUAACACUUGUCAUUGGCUCAUAUUGAAGCUUAUAGAGACCCAAAAUGAUGUAUAGAACCAUUUUUACCCCACUGCCAUUGGCUCAACUUACCCCAAGGCAAACAUUUUGACUAAAUCAGCCCACACAGCUACAAGAAUGCACUUUCAUGCUAGGUUUAGGACCUCAUAUUGAAGCUUAUAGAGACCCAAAAUUAUGUAUAGAACCAUUUUUCACAGACUCCAUGAAAUUAUGACCUCUUCCUAAAUAUUUUGUCAAAUGAUUAAUUUGGUGUAUGGCUUCCAAAGAAACAACUAACCCGUUUGGCUCAACUUAUCCCACUCUCCACUAUCUGUUUUCAUGUGUUGGGUUUAUAUUUUUGUAUAAUAAAAUCUGAAGUGCUUUUCACUUUA
Molecule: messenger RNA, 2657 nt
Organism: Oncorhynchus kisutch (coho salmon)
Lineage: Eukaryota; Metazoa; Chordata; Actinopteri; Salmoniformes; Salmonidae
Product: telethonin-like
Exons: 2
Coding region: 258-797 (179 amino acids)
Biological process (GO): skeletal muscle thin filament assembly; cardiac muscle tissue morphogenesis; detection of muscle stretch
Cellular component (GO): Z disc
Molecular function (GO): titin binding; titin Z domain binding; structural constituent of muscle
Source: RefSeq, a predicted model, not a curated record